This is a messenger RNA of Scaptodrosophila lebanonensis, 2785 nucleotides long. It is a transcript of the gene Skeletor, whose product is annotated as protein Skeletor, isoforms B/C. The record is from RefSeq and is a predicted model, not a curated record. Lineage: Eukaryota; Metazoa; Arthropoda; Insecta; Diptera; Drosophilidae. The transcript is spliced from 9 exons. Bases 342 to 2672 code for a protein of 776 amino acids.
UCGUGAUUUUGAACGUGUCGUGCAGCAGUCGCAGUUUAGCUGAUCCGCUCCGAUCUGAUCCGAUCCGAUCCGAUCGAAAAACCAAACGAGACGUGACUAAACGAGGCUUCGUCGCCCAUUUCCCUUACCAAACCACUAGCUAACUGACCUAAACUAACUGUAAAAAGUUCAGCUCAAGUGUCCUGUUGUCGCUGUUGUGUGUGUGUUUUGUUCUUGUGAAUAUACUUUAAUAGCCAGCUUGCAGUGAAACGAAUAAAGGAUAUACGCAUUAUCCAGUAUUUAGUUAAAAUACGCCCAAACGGGCCUUUUUAUACAAUCAAAGACUGACUGCUGACAGCAACAUGAGGAAUAAACAGCUAACGCUGCUAUUUGGCCUUUUUGCCGUUUUAAGCUCACUACAACACUGCCAGGCCGCCUAUCCGUAUUAUGGCACGAAAAUCGGCGCACUGACACGUCUGCACCAUGGCGUUUCCGGCGAUGUUUAUGCCGUCGACUCGCGCACAAUCUUCAUCAAGAAAUUCAACUAUGAUGGCGAGGCGCCCGCUGCUUACUUCUAUGUUGGAAACACAGCACGUCCGAGCAAUGAGGGAGCAGCACGUUUGCGGGAUGAGCGUGGAGGAACCACGGCGCUGACGCGCCGCUAUCGCAACAAAGACAUCACGCUCUCCCUGCCAGAGGGAAAAACGUUGCGCGACAUCAAAUGGUUCUCGGUGUGGUGCGAUGAGUUUGCCGUCAACUUCGGGGAUGUGUCCAUACCCAAUAACUUGGAUUUUCCCCGGCCCCAGAAGAUUGGCGCGCUGCGCGGUGUCCAUGGAGUGUCCUCCGACAACAUCGUGAUUGUUGAUGCGCAGACGUUAUUGGUGCCCAACUUUAGCUAUGACGGAGAAGCGCCAGAUGCCAAGUUCUGGGUGGGCCGUGGCCAGCGUCCCUCUCCCGAUGGUCUCCGCAUACCCGAUGAGAAUGGCAAGGAGAAUCCUUUGCGUCGCUACGAUCGCAAGACAAUUGUGUUGACGCUGCCGGAGGACUUGACCAUAUUCGAUGUCGGGCACUUUGGUGUCUGGUGCGAGGCCUUCACCGUUGACUUUGGUCAUGUGCGCCUGCCCGAGGGACUCAAUGUGCCGCCUUCGCUAAAAAUGCUCGGCAUUAGUCCACAGUCUAAGCUGAACUGUGAAGUGCUCUACGACGAUCUCGCCUUCGAAGUGCGCUGGGCCGUGGCCGGCGAGAGCAUUGUUGUUCAAUUGGUCGCCAAAUUGGAAGCGAACAACUACAUGUCCUUCGGUAUAUCCCCUAACAAGAGUAUUAGUCAAAUGAUAGGCGCUGAUGCAGUUGUUGCUUGGGUCGAUCCAGAAACAGGCAAUGGCUUUGCUCAGGACUACUUCUUAGAGGGCAAGGCGCAAUGUUCCGGUGGACGAGGCGCUUGUCCGGACACCAAAAUACAGGACAAAACCAACUCUAUACGGUUGCUCAAUGCGGCCAUGGUAAAUGGCUACUCCAUUGUCACCUACCAACGUUCACUCGCUGCCACAGAUAGUUUGGAUCUGCCUAUUUCCAUUGUCGAUGCCGAGUCCGUGGUCUGGGCUAUUGGUCCUCUUAACGACUAUAAGGAGACAUCAUUCCACACCUACUACAACAAACACUUGCAUCAAAUAGAGUUUGGCCGUCAGCCGAAAUGGAACUGUCCAUUGCCUGAAGGCUCAAGACCUGGUUCUGGUUCCAGUUCUGCCGAAGACGAGGACAAUGUUCCCCAAACCAGCAGUUCAUCGAGCACUGGUGGUCUAGGCUAUCCACCCGCAGGCCGUCCCAACUUGGAACCGGAGGAGGAGUUCUAUGAGAACAGGCCGCAAGCUUUGCAACGCCAACCCCCUAAUAGGCGCCCAGAAAAUUCUGCCUUGGCUCAGCGUCGACCUGUGCCGACACCCAAGCCGGUAAACAGCAAUGGUGCUUGGGAUAUCCCAGCCAUACAAUGCCAUGAGCCGGAAGACGGCGUUUUCUACGCACAAAUGGGUCCGACAGGUGGCAAACAUGGCUAUCCCGCCAUCACUGGUCACGUAGGCUGGGGAAUUUCCUGGUUCAUAAACGGCCUGCUUAUACCCGAACUUCAUGUUGUUCGCGGCAAGACCUAUACCUUUGUGGUGGAGGGCGGCAACAACCCAGACAUACCCGCCAAAUAUCAUCCCUUCUAUAUUACCGACGAUCCAGUCGGUGGUUUCGAGCACAAGCGUGAAGAGGAAAAGAAGGCUGUGCGCAUCUUUGCCGGCGUACAUCGAUCUCGCUCCGGACAGGUCACGCCCACUGGCGUAGGUCGUUUGUGCAACUGGACGCCUGAUGUGGAUGGCCCACCAGCCGAUGAUUACCAAUCCUUUGGCGCGUAUCAGCGCACACUCACUCUGAAGUGUGACCCCGGAGAGCCAGGCGUUAUUACUUGGAAACCGGACCGCAGCACCCCCGACACUGUAUACUACCAUUGCUUUACGCAUCGUUAUCUGGGCUGGAAGAUUCAUGUUCAUGAUAGUUGCGACAGCGCCGUUGCGGCCUCUGAACGGCACGAAAUACGAUUGCCCGCCGCCGAGCCGGACUAUGCGGGCGCCGAACAGUUUGAUGCCGAGCCGUCCAUACGUCACGAAACCAAGAUGGAAUCCGCGCUGCUGAGGCUCUCGAGGAGAGCAUACUAAGGAACCAAUCGGCGGUUGAACCUGGACCCACGCAAGCCAACAAACACGAUCAGACAAAUGGCUCUAGAAUUCCAACGAAACCACAGCUGGCCGCAAGCAGGCCCGAGAUUUUA